Messenger RNA from Spinacia oleracea (spinach), 968 nucleotides. RefSeq lists its product as uncharacterized. Lineage: Eukaryota; Viridiplantae; Streptophyta; Magnoliopsida; Caryophyllales; Amaranthaceae. The transcript has a single exon. Bases 192 to 755 code for a protein of 187 amino acids. The record is from RefSeq and is a predicted model, not a curated record.
GUGGGUGGUGUGUUUGCCUCUAUUAUUUAUCAAAUAAAAUACAAUAUUAUUAUUACUAAUAUUAUUAUUGUAUGAUAAUAAUUGGUGUAAUAUUUGUAUGUGCUAUGAUUAGAAAAAGUCCACCUUUAUAAAGAAAUGUAAGAAUACAUAUUCUCUCUUUUUAAUUUGGGGUUGGGUUGGGGUUUUCCAAAAUGAAUGAGCGAUUGGAGUGCACUCCAUCGCUUAGAUACAAACUUAAACACACAAUUUGUUCGUGUUUCAAGCACCACCCGGCCGACUACGACCACCUACACGAUGAAUCCCAAUCUCCACCCACCUCACACCACCGCCUUACCCGAACCUCCUCCGCGGGUGGAAUGACAUCCUCCAAAUCCGAGGAGUUCCUCAACUUAAAACAUAAAUGUCGUACCCUUAUGAGCCGCAUGGGGAACACCACCCCACGCGGUGGUAAUAAAUAUCAUAGGAAAUCUCAAUCAACGGAUUUUCGUUACGACCCUCUUAGCUACGCUCUCAAUUUUGAAGACGAUGAUGCUCUUAUGGAUGCUUACCCGUAUUUAAACUUCUCCGCCCGGCUACCUCGAUCGCCGCCUCGGGGUCCUUUGUCGGUUGUACCUCCCUCUAGGUCCAUUUCCGAUGGGGCACUCGAUAAGGCGGCCACGUCAUCGUCUUCUCAUGAUGAUGAAACAUCUGCAUCGCCCCCUCAUCAUGACUUCUCCUCCGUUGAUGCUGAUCACUGCAUACAGUUAAUUUUAUGAUUCUUUUUUUUAUAAAUUUUAAUUAUCAUAUGAUAUUUAAUUUGUUGAUAGGAAGGGAAGGCCGGUGUUAUUUAUAUUGGUUUUAGAUUAAGAGAGGAUAAACUUAAUGAAUUGUAUUUGCAAUUUUGCAUGGAUUGUUUUGUCAUGUUGAUCGAUGAUGUUGUGAACAAGGUUAUGAGGUUGGAAUAUUAGGCCAUUUUUAACUUGUUUCUA